CCGCUCCCCCCAUCCACCCUCUCUCUCUUUUUCCCACUGCUGGUGCUCAGUGGGCUCAAGCUCGAGGCAGGUUCCAUCCAGGACUCAUCGAAGAGAUAAAAGCGAGCAGAGGGCAUGUCUGGGGCGCCGGAGAAGAAGCAGAAGGUCGGGGGCGCCGGCCUGGACUGGGGCGGCCUCUUCUUCUCGCAGCACGACACAUACUGCUUUGUCAAGUACACGUGGAAGGACGGCGAGUGGGACAAAGGAGAAUUGCAGUCCGACUUCCACAUGAAGCUCCACGUGAUGGCAAACGUUUUGCACUACGGCCAGGCUGUUUUCGAAGGGCAGAAGAUCUUUCACUGUAAGGACGGCAAGGUGGUUGUUUUCAACGACAAGGCCAACUACGACAGGCUCAUGCGUGGCUGCGCGCGUCUGGGCAUGCCGGCGAUGCCGCAGGCGAUGUUCCACGAGGCCAUCGACAGGGCCGUCAUCGCGAACCUGGACUUCGUGCCGCCGUACGGCAGCAACGGUGCCCUGUACGCCCGCCCCGUCUUCUUCGGCAGCGGGCCGCAGCUGGGCCUGGGGCCGAGCAACGAGUUCACGUUCGCGGUCGUCGUUGCCCCCGUCGGCUCGUACUACAAGACCGCUGGCCUCACGCCGAUCCCGUGCAAGGUCAUCGACGAGUACGACCGCGCUGCCCCAGCCGGAGUCGGCGCCAUCAAGUGCGCCGGCAACUACGCCGCGGACAUCGUGCCCUCCAAGGAGGCCAAGGCCGCGGGCUUUCCCAUCGGGCUGUACCUGGACGCCAAGGAGCACAAGUACAUCGAGGAGUUCAACACCUCGAACUUCGUCGCCAUUACAGCGGAUGGCAAGUACCUGACCCCAGACUCGCACUCCGUGCUGGGGUCGGUCACGAACAUGUGCCUCGAGCAGCUGGCGAAAGACAUCGGCCUCACCGUGGAGCGGCGAAGGAUCGAUUUCGACGCGGAGGUCAGCACCUUCAAGGAAGUCGGGGCAGUAGGCACGGCUGUGAUCAUCACCCCGAUUGCCACCAUCACGAGGGGCGAGAAGGU
This is a messenger RNA of Prorocentrum cordatum, 1052 nucleotides long. NCBI's taxonomy places the organism in Eukaryota, Dinophyceae, Prorocentrales, Prorocentraceae. The record is from the annotation of a GenBank genome assembly.